Diaporthe citri is the source of this 1020-nucleotide messenger RNA. RefSeq lists its product as uncharacterized. The record is from RefSeq and is a predicted model, not a curated record. Bases 1 to 1020 code for a protein of 339 amino acids. Lineage: Eukaryota; Fungi; Ascomycota; Sordariomycetes; Diaporthales; Diaporthaceae. The transcript has 4 exons.
AUGACCUCCUUAGCGGCUAAAGUGGGUGUCGGAAGUGAAAACAAGAAGACCGUCAUUGCACCUGAGCGGUUACUGGGACCCCAUGGAAUUUCGGCUCAAAGGGCCGCUGUUUCUUUCUUCUUGAAAUGCGCCACGGGGCAAAGCGCUCGAGCCUUGGCCGAGGGCGAGUACCACUCCGCGACAAACGUCAACAGGGUGGUGCCGGGCUGUGGCCCCAAAGCCAUCGUAUGGGGCAAAUAUGACGACCAGGGGACGACAACCUACUUCUUCCUGGGCGUGUUCCACGACAUGGACUUUUCAUCGCCCCCCAAGCCAGACGAGAUCAUGACUGUCGUAGCAGAGCUCCACAAGCGAGGAACCUCGCCCAACGGAAUGUUUGGGUAUCCCGUACCGGUUGUUUGCGGUCGCAUGGAAAGAACCGUGACUUCGACAGGCAGCUGGGCCGAGUCGUUCACACUCCAGCUCAAGGACGUCAUCAAGUAUGACAACGAUGCGAACGGUCCUUGGCCAGAGUACGAUGUCGUUUGCAAGCAGCUUAUCGACGCGGUGAUUCCACGCCUCCUUGGGGCCCUGCAGUCCGAGGGCAGAGACAUCAAGCCGACGCUCGUACAUGGAGACCUGUGGGAGAGGAAUGUGGGAAGGGAUACGGAAACAGGAAAGAUCCUCGUCUUCGAUCCAGGUUGCACAGAUGCGCAUAAUGAGAUGGAAUUCGGCACCUGGCGGUGCACAUGGGCAUCCUAUUUCAACUCGCCGGCAUACAUGCGCAUGUAUCAGCGCUACAUCAAGCCAUCCGAGCCAGUCGACGAGUGGGACGAUCGAAACCGGUUGUACAGCAUGCACCCAUACCUGAAUGAUUCAGCGGGUCACCCUGGAAGCCGAUCGCGGCAAAUAGCAUACAAUGACAUGGUGUACCUGAUCGAGAAGUACGCGCCGUUAGAGGGUCUGGAGAAGUAUGACCCUGAGAAAGACAUCAGUGUUACCGGCGCUUAUACGGAUUUCACAAUAAAGCAGCUAAAAUAA